This is a messenger RNA of Didymodactylos carnosus, 453 nucleotides long. Lineage: Eukaryota; Metazoa; Rotifera; Eurotatoria; Philodinida; Philodinidae. The record is from the annotation of a GenBank genome assembly.
AUGAAAAGGCGCUUAGAAAGAGGUGUAAUUUUACGUGAAGUGAAUACAGUUUUGUCGAAAUUUAAAAGUAAUGAGCAGUCAGCUAGUAAUCAACAAUUGGAGAUACAUCUCAAAGUUGGUACUGAUAAUUUGAAAUUGAUACGUGAUGCAUUAAAAAUUCGCUACGAAAACUGGAUACUAGAGUUAGAGCGUUAUCGUGAGGAAAGUAAAUUAUUAAAAUUAUUUUCUAAUCGUCAAAUAAUGAUUAUGCUCAUUCUAUUACAAACAUUUCGUUACAAUAAGACAAAACUUAUUUUUUUAAGAAAGUUGUACAAAACAUUUACAUGGGAUAGUCGAAAUCAAGAAAAAAUUAAUGAACAAGAACAACAAUUAACUAUUGAAUGUUUAACUCAUUAUUUAAAAUCAUUAAGACUACAUGACGAUAAUUUAUCCGUUGAAACAAUAUCAGCUUGA